Molecule: messenger RNA, 1794 nt
Organism: Zasmidium cellare ATCC 36951
Lineage: Eukaryota; Fungi; Ascomycota; Dothideomycetes; Mycosphaerellales; Mycosphaerellaceae
Exons: 3
Coding region: 1-1794 (597 amino acids)
Biological process (GO): transmembrane transport
Molecular function (GO): transmembrane transporter activity
Source: RefSeq, a predicted model, not a curated record
AUGGUAUCGCCAUCAGGAACUCCAGUAGCUGGACCGUCCAUUCGCACCAGUACUGGAAGUGCGAGCCGUUCCAUCACCCAUCACCAAAACAACCAAACUCAAAAGCUCCCGGACACCAACAUUGAAAACUCAUCGAAGUCAUCGCACCAUGACACUCCUCCUUCAGGUCCCCGUAAACCCUUCAACCGCUCCUGGCGCUUCUGGGCCAUCAUCCUCUCCCUCUCUAUCAUGGCUCUAUGCGGCACCGUCGAAGCCACGAUCAUAAUCAACGCCCUGCCGACAAUCGUCGCAGACCUCGGCGGCGGGAGUGCGUACCUUUGGAUCCCAAAUGCCUUUCUUUUGGCCUCGGUUGCGGUGCUGCCGCUAUACUCUCAACUGAGCGAUAUCUUCGGUCGACGAUAUCUGCUCCUCGGAGCUGUGUCCUUGUUCAUCCUUGGGUCUGGACUGUGUGGUGCUGCCAGCUCGAUGGGAAUGCUCAUUGCUGCGAGGGCGGUUGCUGGCUUGGGUAGUGGUGGAAUUGAGAUGUUGGUUGAGACAGUGGUGACUGAUCUCGUUCCGCUGCGAGAGAGAUCUAAGUAUGAGUCGCUUGUCUUGACGGGCAGCUUGGUUGGGUGCACGAUCGGUCCGUUCUUGGGAGGUGUCAUUGUGGUCAAACUUGGCUGGCGAUGGAUCUUCUAUUUGAACGUCAUACUUGGAGGAGCCUCGCUACUUAUGCUCUUCGUCUUCCUCAAGGUCAAGCAUCGACGCAACCAGACUCUCAUUUCUCGCCUAAAGCGCAUCGACAUCGGCGGCAAUGCCAUCUUCAUCGGUUCUGUGGUGGCUGUGCUACUUGCUCUGACCUGGGGAGGCCCCGUGUAUCGAUGGGACAGCUUCCGAAUCGUCCUGCCUCUCGUGCUUGGCUUACUCGGACUCUUCGUCUUCACUGCAUUCGAGUGGACUCCCAAGCUGGCGCCAGAGCCUUCCUUCCCACGAGCUUUGCUGUCGAAUCGAACGUCCGCUGCGGCUCUUAUGCAGUCCUUCAUUCUGUCGAUCCUGACAUUCUGCUUCUUACCAGUCUACUUCCAAGGUAUUCUCGGAAAAUCACCCCUCGGCUCUGGCAUAGCCAUCGUGCCCAUCUCGGCCUGCGUCGUGCCCUUCUGCAUCGUCGGCGGCGUUGCACUCUCCAAAUUUGGACGUUACAAGCCCAUCCACUUCAUCUCAUGGGCGAUCCUCAUCGUCGGUCUCGGGCUGUGUAGUCUCCUUGACCGCAAUUCGAGCACCGCCGCAUGGGCUUGCUUUGAGAUCGUAUGCUCUGCUGGAAUCGGCUUGGUCACUCCAACGCUUCUGCCUGCAGUUCAGGCACCACUAGAAGAGCGAUAUGUCGCGACGUCAACGGGAUUGUGGAGUGUCACUCGUGGGUUCGGAUCGAUUUGGGGCGUGACAAUCCCCAGCGUCAUCUUCACAAACGAGGUCCGUCGAUACUCAGAUUCUAUCAACGACGUCAGCAUCGCCGAACGUCUUGCAAAUGGCCAGGCCUACGAGUUGGCCACGAAGGCUUUCUUGGACAGUAUCGCGGACGAGACCGUUCGCGACCAAGUCAUCAGUGUCUUUACACGGGCGAUUAAGACAGUUUGGUAUGUUGGUAUUGCAGUCGCAGGCUUGGGCCUGUUGGUGGUGUUCGUGCAAAGGGAGGUAAAGCUACGACAGGAGAUGCCCGAGACGGAGUUUGGGAUGGACGAUGGUAGACCUGCAUCUAGGACUGCGGCGACUGAUGAGAUCCCGCUCGAGGACCUGACAGCUCGGCGAUAUGAGUGA